AUGUCUAGUCACGCCGUCAAGCGAAGGAAACUGAGUUCUCCUCCUGGUGGAGUCACUCGUGUUGAACACUCAACAUUCCCAGCACCGGAAUGCAGCGCAAACCAGCCGACCAAAAUCGAUGCUAUGAAGCAGCCCGGCACCUUGAAGCCAACCAGACCCAUUGGAAAUGCUGGUGCCACCGAAAUGGCGCUUGUCAGCGGAUCUUCUAAGUCAAGCUUUUUCAAAAUGCAGCUGGACGACUUGGUCUCCGAGUCAAGGCCUUUCUACGACAAACAGCUCGCGACGGUCAAAGACACUCUCCAUGAUCUGAAGGAUUUGAUUGAGAACCUGCCAAAAAUACCAGCCAAACCGGCGUUGGAAGCUGAGAAAGAGAUGCGUCAGUUGCAUGGCGUUACUGUUCCUUACCCUGAACCGCGUCCUGGGAAGGAUACCAAGUAUAGAGUUGUGUUUGCCCCACCCGCGAACGUCAACGUGGUUGGAAGCUUCGCACUCAGGACUGCCUCGAAAACGGUGGCGCCGUACAUUGUUGACUUGUCCGUGACUAUGCCAAGUUCGAUCUUUCAGGAAAAAGACUACACCAACUAUCGGUACUUCCACAAACGAGCGUAUUAUGUGGCAUGCAUUGCUGCUGGAAUCAGAGGCCAAAAGAAUGCAGGCCUUGAUAUGAUGUUCGAUUGCCAGGAUGGGGAUGCACUUCGCCCCAUCAUAUUACUACAUCCCUCAACCGCGAAAUCUGGACAGGGACGUCCGAAAUUCCAGAUCCGCAUCAUCACAGCAGUUGAAGACACCCUUUUCCCAAUCUCCCGCACCCUUCCCAUGAGGAAUAACAUAAGACACGGCUCAGAAGGAGAAAGCAAGAACGAGCCGACUCCAUUUUACAAUUCGUGCCUCCGUUCAGAAGCCACUGUGUCUCUCUAUCACAAAGCUUUAUUUUCAGCUGCUCAAAGCUGUGAAUCCUUCAAGGAUGCCUGUCUUCUUGGCCGCAUAUGGCUCAAGCAACGUGGAUUUGGCUCUUCUUCGCGCAAGGGCGGGUUUGGGGGGUUUGAAUGGUCGGUGCUCCUGUCCUUUUUAUUGGAAUCGGGAGGCCCCAAUGGGAAGCCAGUUCUCCUGAAAUCGUAUAGCAGUUAUCAGCUAUUCAAAGCGACUGUGCAAUUCCUCAAUGGCAGGGACCUGACAGAGCCUCUGUUGCUUUCUGCGUCCGACGUCUCAUUUCCAAGCAAAGGCCCUGUGAUCUAUGACGGCAAAACUGGAUUGAAUGUUCUUUACAAGAUGACCCCAUGGUCAUACAACUUUCUUCGCCGCGAAGCAGGAACCACGCUCAGAAUGUUAAACGAGUCCCGAGACGAUAAUUUUGAGAAGGUCUUUAUUCUGAAGAUUGAUGAACCUUUACUCAAAUUCGAUCGGCUUCUCACACUCCCAAUCGCAGAAAAUGAUGCUGUCGCAGCAUUCCGCAAAGAACAUGAAAUUUACGAAGUGCUUGUGAAAGCUUUGGGAGAUAGGGUCGAUCUCGUAUACAUUUCCACGCCUCCUGCUAACUCCUGGUCUGUGGAAUCUAAAGGCCAUCGAAAAGCAACGGCACGACGCCUGUCUGUGGGUCUGCUCCUGAAUCCCGAGAAUGCCACGCGCGUGGUUGAUCAUGGCCCGUCUGCGGAGGAGAGGGAAGCAGCUUCGUCGUUUCGUGCAUUUUGGGGCGAGAAAGCUGAGCUCAGGCGCUUCAAAGACGGUAGCGUCCGCGAGAGUCUAGUGUGGUCCGAAGAUUCAUCCUCGUCGAUCGUGCAUCAGAUCCUUCUCCAUAUCCUGAAACGUCACUUUCAUUGUUGCGAGAAUGACAUAGGCUACGUUGGGGACGGGUUCGAUGAACAGCUUCAGAACAACGGCGAUGGAGUAGUGUCAUAUUCUGACUCUGCUUUCCAGCUCAUCAGUGAUGCGUUUAAUACUUUGGAGAAAACCGUCCAGACAAUGGAAGGAGUUCCCUUAACUGUGAGGCAUCUAGCACCAGCCAGUUCGUUACUUAGAUACACGUCGUUGCGUGUAGAUCGAAACGAUGGCACUGGUCCUGUCGACGUUGUGCUGCAAUUUGAGAGCUCCGCGCGUUGGCCAGACGACCUUGUAGCUAUUCAGAUGACGAAAGUUGCUUUCCUUGUGAAAAUAGGCGACGCAUUGACCGAAUCUAGUGACUUCUCCUCGGCGCAAGUUGGAUUGGAGAAUCAACAGAGCAAAAUACUCAACAACGCCUUUUUAGACAUCACUCAUGUGUCUGGAACCGUGUUUCGCCUUCGAAUCCAUCACGAUCGAGAGCAAAUACUGCUUGAACGUGGAGUUAAAGAGCAAGGUGGGAGUCCGCAAGUGAAACAGGAGAUUGCGUAUGCGCUUUCUGCGUACAAGCGACUUUUCAUUCAUUGUCCUCGCCUGUCGCAGGCGAUCAGGACGCUAUGCACUCGUCUUCCACUUCUAUCUCCUACUAUACGGCUUCUCAAAUACUGGUUUAGUUCUCACCUCUUCGACGCGCACGUUAACGAAGAGCUAAUCGAGCUCAUGGCUGUACGGGCAUUUACUCGACCACACCCUUGGGAGACCCCGUCAAGUGCAAUGACUGGCUUCUUGAGAACAUUGCACUCAAUCUCACAAUGGAAUUGGCAGCAGGAGCCGCUGGUCGUUGAUCUAGGCGGCGAACUCGACCAGGGCACAAUCGAAACCAUUCAGACACGUUUCGCCGCAUGGCGAAGCAUCGACCCAGCAAUGAAUAGCGUUUCCAUGUUUGUCGGCUCAGACCUUGACCCUGACGGUGUAACAUGGACACAGUACGGAAUGCCUCCAAAAGUAGUGGCCGCGCGAAUCUGCACACUCGCCAAAGCUGUGAUGAAGGUUGUACGAGAACAAGGGCCUGAACUCGAUGCGACACAGCUGUUCCUUCCAGCGCUCGAACCUUAUGAUUUCGUUAUCCACUUGCGCCCGAAGCUACUGCUUGAACGAUCAGCCUCGGUAGCGAAAUUCAAGAACCUCAGCACACCGAGAGAUCCUGCUCGACCAAAGAAACACACCGUGAUUAACGAUUUUUUUCGUGAUCUGCAGGCUUGCUUCAGUCCAAAUAUCCUCUUUUUCUGGGGACGCGAGCAAUCGGAUAUCAUUGCCGGGCUCUGGAAUCCGCAGACAUUGAAACCGAAGAACUGGAGUUUGGGUCUUGCAUAUUCCACGUUACCCGAAGGGUCAAGUGGCUCUGCUUCGGACAUCAGCGUUUCUAUCAACCGUACGGCCAUUUUGAAUGAGAUCUCUAGGCUGGGCGCGGACAUGAUUUCUCGUGUCGACGUCCAUAAGAAGUGA
Aspergillus mulundensis is the source of this 3321-nucleotide messenger RNA. Its product is annotated as rRNA-processing protein UTP22. NCBI's taxonomy places the organism in Eukaryota, Fungi, Ascomycota, Eurotiomycetes, Eurotiales, Aspergillaceae. Gene Ontology annotation, cellular component: CURI complex; small-subunit processome; UTP-C complex. Gene Ontology annotation, biological process: rRNA processing; tRNA export from nucleus. The record is from RefSeq and is a predicted model, not a curated record. The transcript has a single exon. The coding region runs from base 1 to 3321 and encodes 1106 amino acids.